CAGGACUCAAGUGCCAAAUGCCAAUCCAAAUCCAAAUCCCCCGAUCCCGAGUCUGAGUCUGAAGUCUGAGCGCCUAUCACACUCACACUUCUGUCAAUGUUACCGUUACUCUUGUUACUUUCUUUUUAACUCUUAAUCUCUCUCUCUCAACACACUUCUUCAUAGCACUUCACAUGCUCCGCCAUCUCCGUUCCCGACGGCGCCCCCGCUACGGCGCACACAUCUGCGCCCUUUUCGCUGCCCUCCUCCUCCUCCUCUCCGUCUCCCUCCUCCACAGUCGCCUCUCCUUCUUCAACUCCCAUCCGCAGCACCCUCAUCCUCUCCCCCACGACUACUCCUCCUUCCCACUUCUCGACGAUCUCGAUUCCGACUCUCUUACCACCUCCAACUCCAAUGACGAUCGCAUUGACGAGCUUGAUGAUGCCGUUUUAGAUACCAAUAACAAUAACGAGGAAUUCCUUGCCGAAGAGGAGGACGAAGACGUCCUUCAGAACCAGAACUCCGCCGUUACCUCCAAUUACUUUUUCGACCCUGUCAAGGGCGUUGUUCGAAGAUCUUUUAACCGGCGUUCCAUUGAAGAUUGGGAAGACUAUGUACCCUUCAGUUUGAAACUUACUUCUGAUUUAGGGUUGGGGAACGAUGAUUCGAGACCCAUUUUUGGGUCCGACGAUAUUUUAGUGGGCGAGAAAUUACGGAAGAAAUUGAGUGAAGUGAAGAAAAUUGAGGAUGCGUUGUUGUUAAAGGGGUCUGUCUUGAGGGAAGGAUGGGGAGAGUGGUUCGACAAGAAGGGUGAUUUCUUAAGGAGGGAUCGGAUGUUCAAGUCAAAUAUUGAGGUUUUAAAUCCCUUGAAUAAUCCGGUUUUGCAAGACCCAGAUGGACCAGGAGUAACCGGAUUGACUAGAGGCGAUAGGAUCUUUCUCAAGGGUCUUUUCAAUGAGUUUAAGAGAACGCCGUUCUUGAUUAAGAAGCCAUUGUCAAUUUCUGAGUCCGAAACUCGUUCACCUGGCAAAAGUGGCACCACUGGAGGUGAGGAAGUGAAGAGGGUGGAUAGGAGGACUUUAGAUAAUGAUUAUAUCAGUACGGUGAGGAGUAAUGAGCAUUUGGAGAGAGUAUAUUACGCAGACGGGAAGAGGUGGGGUUAUUAUCCGGGCUUGGAUGGAAGUCUCUCCUUUGGGAAUUUUAUGGAUGCAUUUUUCAGAAGAGGGAGGUGUAAGAUGAGAGUUUUUAUGGUGUGGAACUCACCAGCAUGGGCGUUUGGUGUUCGGCAGCAGAGGGGUCUCGAGAGCCUUCUAUAUCAUCAUCGAGAUGCAUGCGUGGUGGUAUUCUCUGAAACUAUAGAUCUCAAUUUCUUCAGUGGGUUCGUGAAAGAUGGAUACAGAGUAGCUGUUGUAAUGCCAAAUCUUGACGAGCUGCUGAAAGACACGCCGACGCACAUAUUUGCUUCAGUCUGGCAUGAAUGGAAGAAGACAAAACAUUACCCAACUCAUUACAGUGAACUCAUCAGGCUUGCCUCUCUCUACAAAUAUGGUGGAAUCUAUCUUGAUUCUGAUGUCAUAGUGCUGAAGCCAUUAUCUGAGCUCAAUAAUACUGUUGGAUUUGAGGACGAGCUUGCUGGAGAAACGUUAAAUGGAGCUGUAAUGGCAUUUAGAAAGCACAGUCCUUUUAUAAUGGAGUGCUUGGCGGAGUUUUAUGCAUCAUAUGAUGAUGCUCAGCUGCGGUGGAAUGGAGCUGAUCUUUUAACCAGAGUAGCCAAAAACUUUACAAGUAAUAGAGUUAUUUCUGAAAUGAAGAUCGAGCUCCUGUUGCAACCCCCUUCUGUUUUUAUCCCUAUCGGUCGUAGUAUUAUUUCAAGAUACUUCACUACACCAGGGACAGAGAAGGAAAAGCUUGAACAAGAUGCUUUGUUCAACAAAAUCUUGAAUGAGUCGGUUGGCUUUCAUUUCUGGAACAGCUUAACUUCUGCCAUGAUUCCAGAGUCUGAGAGCCUGGUUUUCAGGCUUCUUAAUCGCUACUGCAUCUAUUGCUCUGAUGCGUUGUAAUAUUCUUGAGUACAGCAGUCAGCAGUCAAUGUCCAGACAGUACAUAGAUUGAAGAGUCUAACCAAAUUUGGAAUCUGUUGGUGAGAAUUGCAAACCUUGGAAAUGAAAGUGUAAUUUCCUGUUGUUUUUGGUGCUGUUCUCGGCCAGCCAGUACAUAGUAUGUCUUACUUGAUAUUUGUGCUAGGUAGCAAUAAUUAUUGGAAUGCGUAAUAGGUUGUUAAUUUCAGAAGAAAACAUCCAUUGUUUA
Molecule: messenger RNA, 2286 nt
Organism: Sesamum indicum (sesame)
Lineage: Eukaryota; Viridiplantae; Streptophyta; Magnoliopsida; Lamiales; Pedaliaceae
Product: alpha 1,4-glycosyltransferase family protein
Source: RefSeq, a predicted model, not a curated record